This is a messenger RNA of Melanotaenia boesemani (Boeseman's rainbowfish), 2689 nucleotides long. RefSeq names its product BAR/IMD domain containing adaptor protein 2 like 1b (gene baiap2l1b). NCBI's taxonomy places the organism in Eukaryota, Metazoa, Chordata, Actinopteri, Atheriniformes, Melanotaeniidae. The record is from RefSeq and is a predicted model, not a curated record. Gene Ontology annotation, cellular component: nucleoplasm; cytosol. Bases 385 to 1899 code for a protein of 504 amino acids. The transcript has 14 exons. Gene Ontology annotation, molecular function: protein binding. Gene Ontology annotation, biological process: actin crosslink formation; actin filament bundle assembly; positive regulation of actin filament polymerization.
GGUCUCCUCCCCUUCUGCGGACAACUAACCACCUACAACAAGUUUGACAGCUCAGCUUUUUCCUGCUUAACAGCAGCGGCAGCAACAGAUAGCAGGACUUUCCAUCACGGGAGUAAUUUUCCGGUUUUUCCCUCCUGGUUUUUGUCUUCUCUUAUUUUAAGCUACGUGUGCCACCGGCGUCUUCUGCUGGCUAUGAGGGAUUUUAAGCGUCCGUAGGUUUGGUCACUUCUCCCACUUGGAUUCCUUUUGGCUCGCGCUGGUGUGGUUUCUAGGAAGAAGGGGGGAAAAACCUACACGAAAACUUCUUUUGGGUUUUUUUUAAAUUUAUUUAUUUUUUUCAACUUUUAUUUUAAUUUUUUAUCGGGCGUCGCGAGGAAGCUAAAUAUGUCGAGGAGCGCGGAGGAGGUGAACAAGCUAACUGAAAGUACAUACAAGAAUGUGAUGGAACAGUUCAACCCAGGACUGAGGAACCUGGUCAACUUGGGGAAGAACUAUGAGAAGUCAGUUGCUGCAAUGACCAUGGCAGGAAAGUUGUAUUUUGAUGCACUGUCUAAGAUUGGGGAGAACGCUGCAGUGUCUCCGGUCUCCAGGGAACUGGGUGUAGUGCUGACGGAAAUCUCAGAGGUUCACAGGAAGGCUCAUGAAGAGCUAGAGGAAAACUUUAAGAGGUUUCACAGGGACAUAAUAGCUGAGCUGGAGAGGAAGACUGACAUGGAUGUCAAAUACAUGACAGCCACUUUUAAGAGAUACCAGAUGGAGCACAAGAUGAAACACGAUUCUCUGGAGAGAUCCCAGUCAGACCUGAAAAAGCUGAGGAGGAAGAGCCAAGGCAAGAACGCCAAUAAGUACGAGAACAAGGAAAGCGAGUUCCUGGAAACGUUGACAAGUCGACAGAUGGACAUACAGUUGUUCAUCGCAGACGGCUGUAAAGAAGCUCUUUUGGAGGAGAAGAGGCGCUUCUGCUUCCUUGUUGAUAAACACUGCAUACUCACAUAUCAGUUCUCCUCCUUCCAUGACAAGGCCAGAGACAUACUAACGGCAAAGCUGAGCAGCUGGCAGGACCAGUGCAACGAUGCCACCAACAUCCCUGAGAGUGUUUUGUCUAUGAUUGAGGGACUCCGUACACCAGUUUCUGUCACACCAUUGCCUUCCCCUUCACCAUCCCGGCACAGCGUGCAGAGUAUUUCUGCUCCCCCUGCUCCACCUCUGAAGGCUCAGAUCAGUCCUUUGGCGAAUAUGUUCGCCCAGGAUAACACACCUAGUGUAACUACUCCUGCCAACAAUGGUACAGACCACGGGAACAGGGAGGACAGCAGUCUGGCCAGGUCUGUGUCUGUCGCCACAGGCCUCAACCAGAUAGUGAAGAAGCCACGGGUGCGCACCGUCUUCCCCCACACUGCUGGCAAUAACAGCACACUGCUCAGCUUUGAUGAAGGCGACAUCAUUGUCCUACUCAUCCCUGAUGAGAGGGAUGGGUGGAUGUAUGGUGAAAUGGAGAAGAAUGGAAAGAGGGGCUGGUUCCCUUCAUCUUACUGCCGUGCUUUCACAGAGCCUCCCAUGAAUAACAGCAGUGAGACUGCUGCUCCAUACCGCAGUAGAAGUGUGGUCAACCUCCACCAUCAGGACACAGAGACAGAUGAGGCGACCAUGGUGCUCCCCCCAGCAGACUACUGUGACACCCUACAGCGCAACGCCAUCAAGAACGUCUCAUCCGCCAGCACCAUCACUACAAAUAACCACUCGCCCACAGCCUCUGCAGCCCCCUCUGAUCACAACACGGUGGUUCAGUCUAAUGGCAUCUCAAGACCUCCGCCUGCUUACCUCGCCGGAGGGAACCCAUUUGCCACAGUCAGGCUACGUCCAACUGUCACUAAUGAUCGCUCUGCACCGGUCAUCUGAUCCAUCCACAUUUCCACCCAUGAUCAAUUCCUGCCGAGCUUCCUGUGUCACCUGACCAGAUUGUGCAGUUCUGCCUCUGCUCUAAUUGCCCAGAGCCGAGGAGAACAAUGCCAUUUAAAAUGGGAUCGCCUCACUGCGACAAACUCUGAUAUGGAAGUAUUUAGGGGCCCUUUUAAUUACUGAACAGAUGCUCAUAUUUAUGUUAUAUAUUUUCUAUCUAUUUUAGUCAGUCUUUCUGUGGUGAGCCUUAAAUGACAUUUUUAACUGCACUUGAGAUAUGAAUAAAAAUGGUCAAAAUGUACUGUACUUAUGCAGUUGAUGUUCCAUCUUCAUUGUCAGCAUUACUUAAGAUCUUUUUCUGUUGCCAUAGGACAACACUCUAGAUGCCCUUCAGUCAUCUUUUAGGUCCUUCAUAUUGUUUCUACGCCCUGUCGAUGGUGAGAAGUCAAGUUGUUGACGGUUGCUUUGAGGAAAAAGAUGACUAAGAUGGAUGUGUCCAAAAAGACACAGGGUUUUUGUCCACUUGUAAAUGCAUUUGUGCAAGAGAUCCUACACUGCCCUUUGCCACCUAAAAUUAACGUUUUAGAAUGUGGAGUCACUUCUGCCUUAACGCAUACAUGCACAUGACCAAUUGUAAAUAUUUUAUCUGUUGCAGUUUCCUUUCACUGGCAGUGCAGUCAGUUCUGCUUUAACCAUUUCACACAGCAAAGCCACGUGCACACUUUGUCUUUGGCCGUCCUUACACCGUUAAUAGAAAUUGCUGUAUGACAAAUAAAGAUUUAUUUCUUCA